Molecule: messenger RNA, 2364 nt
Organism: Drechmeria coniospora
Lineage: Eukaryota; Fungi; Ascomycota; Sordariomycetes; Hypocreales; Ophiocordycipitaceae
Exons: 2
Coding region: 1-2364 (787 amino acids)
Source: RefSeq, a predicted model, not a curated record
AUGCGGUACGGUGCGAUGCGGUAUGGCGCGGUGCGGUACGGUGCGAUGCGAUGCGGUAGGACGAGUUUGGCCGCGCGCGCAAGCUUCCCAGCCAUCUGUCGCACGGAAAUCCGCUUCUUCCUUCCCCUCUCCUUCUCCUUUCUCCUUCUCCUCUCCUUUUCCUUUCUCCUUCUCCUCUCCUUCUCCUUUCUCCUUCUCCUCUCCUCCUCCCCCGCGCUCUUCUCGCGGUUCUUGCCUCCGUCUCCGCGUUCGCAUAGGCCGAACCGCAGCCAAGUCUCCCGUCCCGAACGGCUGGUUACCAAACCGGGGACGGGGCGUACGGGCGUAUCGAAAACAGCACCACCAGGCACGAACCAGCGGGCGCUCGCGCUCGGCGUGAGGUUGGAUCCGGAUCGCCGCGACGACACCGACGACGGUACCGAGCGCGCGAGUUCGGGCAGAGCCAUGACGGGCCACGGCUAUCCCGAGGACAAGAAGCUGCCGCUGCCGCAGCCGCCGGCGCAUCGGCAGCAGCAGCCGCUGCCUCGGAAUGGCAUCUUCACCGCGCGGACGUUCAUCGCCGAGCUCGAGGCCGCGCCGCCGAGCGGAGCGAUCGCAUCGCCCGGCGGCGGGGUCGCCUUCGAGAUGAGCGGCGAGCCGGCGCCGCAGCAGUCGGACGCCGGCGAGGAGGCCACGAGGAGGCCGACGCAGGCGGCGGAUGGCGAGAUCCCGACGCAGGAGCGGGAGGCGGGAACGAGCUCGGUGCCGUGGCCGUAUCACGGACCGCCCAUGGUCGAAAGCGACAGGCCGAGGGCGACGGUGUAUGCCAAGGGCGGUCACGGCAAGGCCCCGGCGGAUGCGACGGACGGAUCGGACGCGCAGCAGGCGGGUCGACCGCACUCGGCCUCGAUUUCCCAGGGGAGCGACGGAAACUCGACCGGGCCCGCCGCCGAGCAGGUCCCAGGCACGGAAGCGACAGCGGCGGCCAUGUCGGGAGAGGGCUGCAACGCCCCCGAAGUCUUGGAGGCGCCGGGGUCGACGGAGGACUCGAGCCCCCCGUCGUACACGCCGACGUGGAACGGGCCUCCGCAGCAGCCGGCGGCGACGGCAUCUGCCCAAGUCACUCCGGCGAUCGGCGUGGUGAGCGCAAGCCACGGCGAAUUUCCCUUCCCCCACACUCCCUUGGCCUCUCCGGGACGGCAGCAUCAGGCGACGUACCGGCCCGAUUUGCAUCGGCAGAGCUCCCACCUAACCCCGCUGUCGCCGACGUCGGUCGUGGGCAUGACGCCCAUCUCGCCGAUGCAGACGUUUCCGGCCCAGCCGGUGGAUGUUAUCUCGCCCGUCAGCUCGACGUACGGCAUGACUCCGCUGAUGGCGUACAACUCACCGCCAACCCCCGGCAUGCCGUCGCCGUACCAGAGCUCGGCCGAGUACGCUCUUCAUGCUCAACAGGCGCGGCCUGCGCUCCACGGUUCCAUGUCGGACACGGGAACAUCACCGCCGUUCAGCCCGGCCUCGCCUCCGCCAUCGUACGCCUCGCACUUUGGCCAGUUGUCGCCGCCGCAGUCGCCUCCGCAGCCGGCGUAUCAGUCACCGGCCGUCGGCACCUACCCGUCCCCGUAUCCGAUGCAGCCGUCAUUCGCCGCGCCGUUCUCGGCACACGGGAUGCCGCCUCAGCACGGGCCUGUGGCCGGACAGCACUUCCAUCCCGGUCCCGUGCCCGCCGGUUACUACGGGGCCCCUGCCCCUCCGGUGGCGUAUGCGGUUCCUCCUAAGCCGUUCUAUACCAACGCCGGCCCGGUUCCUGUUCAUGCUCAUGGUCCUGCUCAUGGUCCUGCUCAUGGUCCUGCUCAUGGUCCUGCUCAUGGUCCUGCUCAUGGUCCUGCUCAUGGUCCUGCUCCGGCUCAUGCUGCGGCUCACGCUCCGGCUCACGCUCCGGUUCACGCUCCGGUUCACGCUCCGGCUCCGGCUUCGGCUCCGACUCCGGCAUCUGCUUCGGCUCCGGUUCCUGCUCCGACUUCUGGCUCUCCUUCUGCUUCUGCCACUGCCUCUGCCUCUGCUGCCGGUUCCGCUCCCGUGCGUUCCUCUUCCGGUUCCUUGUUCAGAGCAUCCUCGGCCAGGAAGUGGCUCGACAAGACGAGCCUAGCGCUGGAGAACAGGCUGGAGGCCGUGCUGCUCGGAACGACGGGGCCCGCGUACCGGCCGGGACAAGGUCCGCCGCCGCCAGGGCCGCAGUACGGAGCCGGAGCGGGGUACGGCGGAUACCCAGGCGGCGGGCAAGCAGUCGCCGGGCAAGCGAGCGUCGGGCAAGCGAAUGUUGUGCAACCGACCGGCGGGCAACCGGCCGGGACGUGGGGUCCCAUGUCGCAGCAGAGGCACGGCUGA